ACAACUAACUAUGGGGAUAAAAAGCGUAUUCAAAAAGAAAGAACCAACCGAAGAUGAAAUCAGAGACCACUUGGCCCUGAGAGGUAUCACAUCCAAGUCCACCGCCGGAGGUUUUGCCGGACGAGAAGAAAAGUUUGGUGCAUUUAAAGAGUAUGCCCAAACAAGAGCCAGCCAGAAAUCGGCAAUUCGUCCUGUGAACCCAUAUGCCAACUUGAAUGGUAACGCAGCGGGCGGUGGCCAAAACGCUGGUUCCAACCCAUACGCCGAGGUGCCACCCCAAGGUGUUAACCCUUAUGGCCUCAACGGCUCUUCUUCAUUAAGUCUGAACCCUUCCUCACAAAAUGGUUUAGCCGCUCCAUCUGACCCUUACGCCCAGCGACCCCGGCAGGGUUUGCAGAGCCUGUCGCUGCGUCCACCAUCAUCGCUGGUUCCAGAUCCGUACGCUCGUUCUACACGUUCGUCGACAUCUUCCCCUGAUCCCUACGCUCGUUCAACCCGCACCUCGACUCGUCAACGGGACUUUGACGAAGAAUCCUUGGACCUCAAUGCCAUUCCAAGUAACACAAUGUACCAAAACGCCAGAAGGCCUACCAAGAAGGCGGUGGCUCUUGAUGAUGCUACAAUCGACUUGAACGAACUACCUGAAGAAGACGACCUAAACGUGGUGCUAGACGAAGAGUUACCAGAACAAGAACAAGUCAAUUCGGAAGACGAAGAAGUUGAAGGCAUUAAACAGGAUAUCCGAUUCAUCAAGCAAGAGUCGACGGCUCUGACCAGAAACACAUUAAGAAUGGCACAAGAAGCUGAUGCUUCAGGUACUAAUACUUUGGGGGUAUUGGGAUCUCAAAGUGAACGAUUAUACAAUGCUGAACAGAACUUGAAUCUUGCCGAUACUCAAACCAAAAUUGGAGAAGAGAAGAUCAAGCAGGUGCAGAGGUUGAACCGGUCGAUUUUCAUUCCAGCCAGUGGGAACCCCUUCAAUAAGAAGUCAAGGUUAAGACUGCAAGAACAAAGACUUAAAACCGAAAAGGAGCAUGAGAAGUACAUGCGGGACUCUAAUAGGAAGAACAUGUAUGAGAGUGAACAAAGAAUCAAGCAAGGAAUUACUCAAAAUGCUUCUGGUUCCGAAUUACAUCAGAAGUAUCGUGGAGAAAAGAAUCUUGCAAGUGCCCAACGGUACCAAUUCGAAAACGAUUCGGAGGAUGAUGAAAUGGAGAAGGAAAUUGCCAGUAACUUGGAACAAAUUGCCUUGUAUUCGAAGAAGUUGCGUAAUACUGCCAACACCAUGGGUCAAGAAGUAGAUAGCCAGAACGACCGGUUGAGGAAGAUUGAAGAAGAUGCGGAUCGGUUGGAUAUCAAUGUGCACUUGAACAACACUCGGUUGAGUAACAUCCGCUGAAGUACAUCGCCAAGACCAUGAAAGAGGUUAUAAUGUUAGAUAGAACCAUGAAUUAAUAAUUUAAUUGAA
Messenger RNA from Yamadazyma tenuis ATCC 10573, 1468 nucleotides. It is a transcript of the gene SEC9, whose product is annotated as Sec9p. The record is from RefSeq and is a predicted model, not a curated record. Gene Ontology annotation, cellular component: plasma membrane; SNARE complex. Gene Ontology annotation, biological process: exocytosis; vesicle fusion. Gene Ontology annotation, molecular function: syntaxin binding; SNAP receptor activity. Lineage: Eukaryota; Fungi; Ascomycota; Pichiomycetes; Serinales; Debaryomycetaceae.